AUGGUAGGGACUGCUACUAAGAGAAGAAAGACACAUUCUCAUGGAGAGCAUGAAGUAGACAAAACUUUCGAUGAUCUAUUGAAACCAGUGUACAAAGGUAAAAAAUUAACCGAUGAGAUCAAUACUGCUGAAGAUAAAUGGCAUCUUUUACCAGCUUUUCUAAAAGUUAAAGGUUUAGUCAAACAACAUUUAGAUUCUUUCAAUUACUUUGUCGAUAUUGAUUUGAAAAAAAUUAUCAAGGCAAAUCAAACUAUCUUAUCAGAUGUUGAUCCCGAGUUUUAUUUGAAAUAUGUCGAUAUUAGAAUCGGUAAGAAGUCGACUAGCUCUACUAAGGAUUACUUAACCCCUCCUCACGAAUGUAGAUUAAGGGAUAUGACCUAUUCCGCCCCAAUAUAUGUGGACAUCGAAUAUACUAGAGGUAGAAACAUCAUUAUGCAUAAAGAUGUCGAGAUCGGACGAAUGCCUAUUAUGUUGAGAUCUAAUAAAUGUACAUUAUACGGGUGCGAUGAAGCUGAAAUGGCUAAAUUAAACGAAUGUCCAUUAGAUCCGGGUGGUUAUUUCAUCGUUAAUGGUACAGAAAAGGUUAUUCUUGUACAAGAGCAAUUAUCUAAGAAUCGUAUUAUCGUGGAAGCUGAUGAAAAGAAAGGUAUUGUGCAGGCAUCUGUUACGUCUUCUACUCACGAAAGAAAAUCUAAGACUUAUGUUGUUACUAAAAAUGAUAAGAUUUAUUUAAAGCACAAUUCUAUUUCUGAAGAAAUUCCAAUUGUUAUAGUGUUGAAAGCCUGUGGUGUUGUCUCGGAACUUGAAAUAAUGCAAUUAGUGUGUGGUAAUGAUAGUAGCUAUCAAGAUAUUUUUGCAGUUAACAUCGAAGAAGCCUCUAAAUUCAACAUAUAUACUCAACAACAAGCUUUAGAAUAUAUCGGUGCCAAAGUUAAGACCAUGAGGAGACAAAAAUUGACCGUUUUACAAGAGGGUAUUGAAGCUAUCGCUACUACUGUCAUUGCUCAUUUGACUGUCGAGGCUUUAAACUUUAGAGAAAAGGCUCUUUAUAUGGCAAUGAUGACCCGCAGAGUUGUUAUGGCAAUGCACAAUCCAAAAAUGGUGGAUGAUAGAGAUUAUGUCGGUAACAAGCGUUUGGAAUUGGCUGGUCAAUUAAUUUCACUUUUAUUCGAAGAUUUAUUCAAAAAAUUCAAUAGUGAUUUCAAAGCAAGUAUUGACAAAGUUCUGAAAAAACCAAAUAGGGCAAUGGAAUAUGACGCACUAUUAUCCAUCAAUGUUCACUCCAAUAAUAUCACAAGUGGGUUAAAUAGAGCCAUUUCAACAGGUAAUUGGUCAUUGAAGAGAUUUAAGAUGGAAAGAGCAGGUGUUACACACGUUCUAUCCAGAUUAUCGUAUAUUUCAGCUUUAGGUAUGAUGACAAGAAUUUCAUCUCAGUUCGAAAAAUCAAGAAAGGUUUCCGGUCCAAGAGCAUUACAACCUUCACAAUUUGGUAUGCUAUGUACUGCAGAUACUCCCGAAGGUGAAGCAUGUGGUUUAGUCAAGAAUUUAGCACUAAUGACACAUAUUACUACGGACGAUGAAGAAGAGCCGAUCAAGAAACUUUGUUAUGUCCUUGGUGUAGAAGACAUCAACCUAAUUGAUAGUGCUUCGUUGCACUUAAACUAUUCAGUAUUUUUAAAUGGUACUCUAAUAGGUUCAGCAAGAUUUCCAAGAAAAUUUGUCUCACAUUUCAGAGCCCUGAGAAGAAGUUGUAAGGUUUCUGCUUUUAUUUCUAUUCAUACCAAUUCAGAGCAAAAGGCAGUUCAUAUUGCUACAGAUGGUGGUAGAAUUUGUAGACCUCUUAUUAUUGUUACCAAUGGGGAAUCUCAUGUCAAAGCACAUCAUUUAAAGAGACUUUUAGAAGGCGAAUUAGUUUUCGACGACUUCUUAAAGCUUGGAUUAGUUGAAUAUUUAGAUGUCAAUGAAGAAAAUGACUCUUUUAUUGCUCUAUAUGAAAAAGAUAUAGAUCAGGCGGUCACUCAUUUGGAAAUUGAGCCUUUCACAGUCUUGGGUGCUGUUGCUGGCUUAAUUCCAUACCCGCAUCAUAACCAAUCGCCUCGUAAUACCUACCAAUGUGCGAUGGGUAAACAAGCCAUUGGUGCAAUUGCUUACAACCAAUUCAAGAGAAUAGAUACCUUGUUAUAUCUAAUGAUUUAUCCCCAACAGCCAAUGGUGAAAACAAAAACAAUUGAAUUAAUUGAUUAUGAUAAACUACCAGCUGGUCAAAAUGCAACCGUUGCCGUUAUGUCUUAUUCUGGUUACGAUAUUGAAGAUGCUUUAGUCUUGAAUAAAGCGUCACUUGAUAGAGGUUUUGGACGUUGUGAAACUCGUAGAAAGACUACAACAGUUUUAAAAAGAUAUCCAAAUCAUACCCAAGAUAUUAUCGGUGGUAUGCGUGUCGAUGAAAAAGGCGAGCCAAUAUGGCAGCAUAAAGCAUUAGGCCCAGAUGGUUUGGGUGAAGUAGGUAUGAAACUAGACAGUGGUCAAAUAUAUAUCAAUAAAUCGGUGCCAACUAAUUCCACCGAUGCCUUUAAUGGUGCGGCACAGGCCAGCUAUAGGGAAACUCCUGUUAUUUACAGAGCGCCUGAGCCUUCGCAUAUCGAUCAAGUUAUGAUGUCUGUCUCAGAUAAUGAUCAAGCUUUGAUCAAGGUCCUUUUGAGACAGCACAGAAGACCUGAAUUAGGUGAUAAGUUCUCGUCACGUCACGGUCAAAAGGGUGUUUGUGGUAUCAUUGUAAAGCAAGAAGAUAUGCCAUUUAAUGAUCAAGGUGUUGUUCCAGAUAUUAUUAUGAAUCCUCAUGGUUUCCCAUCUCGUAUGACAGUUGGUAAAAUGAUUGAGUUAGUAUCUGGUAAAGCCGGUGUCUUGAAUGGUUCUCUAGAAUAUGGUACCUGUUUUGGUGGUUCUAAAUUAGAGGAUAUGUCAAAAAUUCUGGUUGAAAAAGGUUUCAACUAUUCUGGUAAGGAUAUGUUAUACUCUGGUAUUACAGGUGAGUGUCUACAAGCUUACAUCUUCUUUGGCCCAAUUUAUUAUCAAAAACUGAAGCAUAUGGUCUUAGAUAAGAUGCAUGCCAGAGCUAGGGGUCCAAGGGCUGUUUUAACUCGUCAACCAACGGAAGGUAGAUCGAGAGAUGGUGGUUUAAGAUUGGGUGAAAUGGAAAGAGAUUGUGUUAUCGCUUAUGGUGCUUCUCAAUUACUUCUAGAAAGACUAAUGAUCAGUUCUGAUGCUUUUGAAGUGGAUGUCUGUGCGAAAUGUGGUUUAAUGGGUUAUAGUGGCUGGUGUACCACAUGUAAGAGUGCCGAAAAUGUCAUCAAGAUGACAAUCCCUUAUGCUGCUAAAUUGCUAUUCCAAGAGUUAUUGUCUAUGAACAUUGCACCAAGACUAAGAUUGGAAGAUAUUUUUCAAGAAUGA
This is a messenger RNA of Kazachstania africana CBS 2517, 3447 nucleotides long. RefSeq names its product DNA-directed RNA polymerase III core subunit RET1 (gene RET1). Gene Ontology annotation, molecular function: ribonucleoside binding; DNA-directed RNA polymerase activity; DNA binding. Bases 1 to 3447 code for a protein of 1148 amino acids. Gene Ontology annotation, biological process: DNA-templated transcription. Gene Ontology annotation, cellular component: RNA polymerase III complex. Lineage: Eukaryota; Fungi; Ascomycota; Saccharomycetes; Saccharomycetales; Saccharomycetaceae. The record is from RefSeq and is a predicted model, not a curated record. The transcript has a single exon.